Molecule: messenger RNA, 1104 nt
Organism: Apaloderma vittatum (bar-tailed trogon)
Lineage: Eukaryota; Metazoa; Chordata; Aves; Trogoniformes; Trogonidae
Gene: MIGA1
Product: family with sequence similarity 73, member A
Exons: 10
Coding region: 1-1104 (367 amino acids)
Biological process (GO): mitochondrial fusion
Source: RefSeq, a predicted model, not a curated record
AUGGGGCACAUCAAGCCAGAGUCUGACUUACUGACUUAUGGAUUUAAUCCUUCUGUGAAAGUGUUUCUGUGUAGUGAAAAUGAAAGCGUCAGCGCUACUAAUAAAAAUACAGACAUUACUGUAAAGGAUAGUACAGAUGACUUCUGCCUUCGAGAUACAUUAAGUAUUGCAUCAACAGACUCCUUUGUUUCCACAGCUGAGCUUACAGAGCACAGAGCGAUUCGUAAUGCAUAUGGUCUAGAUUCCCUUUGCCAUUGCCCAUUGUAUGAAGAAGCUAUGCACUUAGCAGAAGAGGGCAAAAUUUAUUCCCGAGUGUUAAGGACUGAGAUGUUUGAAUGUCUGGGAGACAGUGACUUCCUUGCAAAGCUUCACUGUAUUCGACAAGCUUUUCAGAUAAUUCUUUCAGAAACAGCAAACAGAAUAUUUCUUGCUGAAAGUGGAAGAAAAAUUUUGUCUGCUUUAAUUGUGAGAGCACGAAAGAAUCCAAAGAAAUUUGAAGAUGUCUUUGAUGAAAUGAUAAAUUUUUUGGAACAAACAGAUCACUGGGAUAAUACUGAAAUGGAACUUGCUGCUAGAGGAGUGAAAAACCUGAAUUUUUAUGAUGUUGUUCUGGACUUCAUAUUGAUGGACUCAUUUGAAGAUUUAGAAAAUCCACCCAUAUCUAUACAGAAUGUAGUAAAUAACCGCUGGCUAAAUUCCUCUUUUAAAGAAACAGCUGUGGCUUCAAGCUGUUGGUCAGUACUGAAGCAGAAAAGACAGCAAAUGAAGGUGCCUGAUGGAUUUUUUGCACAUUUCUAUGCUAUAUGUGAACAUAUUAGCCCUGUACUGGCGUGGGGAUUUUUGGGCCCUAGAAAUUCCCUUUAUGACCUAUGCUGCUUCUUCAAGGAUCAAGUGCUUUUCUUCCUCAAAGACAUUUUCGAUUUUGAAAAGGUGAGAUACUCGACUAUGGAGAGUUUGGCUGAAGAUCUGAUGCAAUUACUGAUCCGACACACGGAACUUUUAAUGGCCUAUCUUGGAGCGGAUUCGCUGAGACACGUCAGUGCGUGCGUGAGCGGGCACGGGCACGUCGUGCCCAGUGGGCUCUUAGAGGCCAAAGUGCAGUAA